UUUUUUUUUCUCUUUUUUAAAAAUCGAUGUCGCACCAAAGACAGACCUCUGGUGGGUCGUCCUCGUUUGAUCCCGCAGCAGCACAGCAGUAUUAUCAACAGCAGCAACAGGCACAAAUGCAGCAGCCAUAUCAUAUGGGAAUCCCAUCCAUGGGUCACGCACAACCACUUCCACUACAGCAUCAUCAUGACCCAUCAUUGGCACAUCAACAGCCAAUGCAGCCUCAACACCAGCAUUUAUUGCAGUCGUUCUGGAUAAACCAAAUGAACGAGGUCGAAAAUGUUCCUCAUGAUUUUAAGCUGCAUCACCUACCCCUGGCAAGGAUCAAAAAAGUCAUGAAGACAGACGAGGAUGUCAAGGCCAAGAUGAUUUCAGCAGAAGCACCCAUGAUAUUUGAUAAGGGUUGUGAGAUUUUUAUUACAGAGUUGACCCUUCGCGCAUGGAUUCAUGCAGAGGAGAAUAAACGGAGGACCUUGCAGCGUAGCGACAUUGCAGCCGCAAUAACCAAGACCGACAUGUUUGAUUUCUUAAUUGACAUUGUCCCGCGCGAGGAAUACAAGAUGGCAAAAGAACACAAGCCAUCUGCUACCGCGGCAGCAACAGCAGCAGCAGAGCAUCGGCGGAGUCAAGAAUCAUUUCCUUCACUUGGACCUACAGCCCCUCCUACUGGCAGUAGUAGUGGUAUGAAUCCAGGCUUUGAAGGAUAUGGAUACCCAUAUGGAGUUGUUGAAAAUGGAUCCUUUACCAUGGUAAGUGUAUCUGAAGUGUCAAAUGUCCUGUGUCACCAAAAAUGAAACAAGUAGAGAGGAUGCUGAAAAGUUUGACUAUGAAAAUGUAUCUCCAGGGCUCCAGCGAGGCGUUGGACCCAUACCGUCAACAGCAACAACAACAACAGCUUCAACUGCAGUACAUGCGAGCACAAAUGACACAAGGAGGUCAUUCUCAACUACAUCCUCA
Messenger RNA from Lobosporangium transversale, 957 nucleotides. Its product is annotated as histone-fold-containing protein. The coding region runs from base 27 to 794 and encodes 255 amino acids. Lineage: Eukaryota; Fungi; Mortierellomycota; Mortierellomycetes; Mortierellales; Mortierellaceae. Gene Ontology annotation, molecular function: DNA binding; DNA-binding transcription activator activity, RNA polymerase II-specific; protein heterodimerization activity. The transcript is spliced from 3 exons. Gene Ontology annotation, biological process: regulation of DNA-templated transcription. The record is from RefSeq and is a predicted model, not a curated record. Gene Ontology annotation, cellular component: nucleus; CCAAT-binding factor complex.